Molecule: messenger RNA, 1716 nt
Organism: Chaetomium fimeti
Lineage: Eukaryota; Fungi; Ascomycota; Sordariomycetes; Sordariales; Chaetomiaceae
Exons: 7
Coding region: 1-1716 (571 amino acids)
Source: RefSeq, a predicted model, not a curated record
AUGGAUCGCCACGCACUUGGUCAAUCAACUUCUCAUUCUCAGGUUGUUCUGCGUUUACAAGCUCAAUACAUUCGCUCCGCUAUUGCAACGGAAAUUGAGACGUUUGAGAACUCCUUCGAUGACAUCUUGCAAACGGCCAGCCUAUUUUUGGUAACCACCGAAAGGGUCGCACAAUCUCCUUCGCUGGUGAUCGUCGAUCAGCCUGCUGUGGUCAAGACCGUUUGUCACUUUCUCGCGGCGUCAAACGCCAUACUCGAGUUUCUCAAUUUUCAACAGAGAAGGACUCGACUUGCUUCGGGAGGGGACGAAUCUCUGGAAAAACAAGUUAAGGAAUCCCAAGCGCUAGUGAAGGAGCUUCUCGCCACUCUUCUGCUUUACAAGACAGCCGAAACCUACCCGGGCAGGGACUGUGGCCUCAUCUACAACGAGGACGUCAAGGUUUAUGGCGACUUUCUUCUCCACAAGUACGGCCAUGUUGAGCAGAGCGACGUCCCCGACCCAGCGGACGAUAAUGAGGAGACGGAGAGGUUGAUUCAGUACUGGCACACAGAGAGCUUGGUUCAUCCGUUGAGGCAUGUUCCAGGCAACCCAUGGCACAAGUUCUUUGGAAACCUCCAGCCAGGCCCGAUAGUGAGACCAGAGUUGUUCAGGGAGCGCAAGCCGCAACCGUACUUCAGGCUCAUGUUUCCGACUACCAUUACCUGGGUACAACCCGAGAUCCGCCGCGAUUAUGAUAAUUAUCGCGAAAUGUUUGAGAGAUUUCUCCGAUUCCCUGGACCACGUCUCCCGGAGGCCAUCAGAGCCGCCAGGACUAGAAGAGUCCAGUGCCGCUUGUCCCAUUAUUUCAGGGGCUGGAAGAGAACCGAGGAGGCAGCGAUCUUGUGUCUGGAGGAUAUGAGUGAGAUUCCUUGCCCGGAAUAUGACCUCUUGGGUCUCUCAAGACUCGAGGCGUUGAAUGCUGAGAUCAAUGCCCCAGACUUGGCAGGGAUUGCUUUGUUGGGAGAGGAUAUCCCCGAUGUCCCCAUUUUCCUAGAAGCGGAGGGCCGCAAAUACUGUCUCGAGUUCGACGGCGAGCGGGAUUGUGUGGUAGAACCUAUUGGCUCCCGUGAAAAAUCCGACAUGGGCCCAAGAGAACCACACGACGCCAUUUGGUCUCAAGUAAACCACUUCCAAUCUUUCCGUGAACGAGGGACACGGUGGGGCCCCGCCGCCUCGCAGUCCCACUUCGCCAAGUUUGAGCGUUUCACGCCCAACGAUGCGGCAUCUUUUGACGACUCGUUCGCCUGCGUCGCCUCAUCCCAGCGGUGGGUUCCCGGUUCCUCGGAAUACACCCGACAGCGCACCAUCGCGAUAAGGGAGAAACUGGAACUCCACUACUUCUCGCUGCCGCAACAACUAGACGACGUCAACGAAGAAGAGCUCGGCGGAGAAGAGAAAACGCUCCAGGUUACCAAGCCCUAUAAUACGCUCGUCAACAUUGUCGACCUCAUAGAUGCGCGGCGGACGGGCAAACGUGCCGAAGCGUGGGGCACUUUUGAGGAGUUCCGCACCUAUACGCUCCGAGACAAAACGAGGAUUGAUCUCCACAAGACGAAGAGGUUCUCAGGGUACCUUGCUUCGUUGUUACAGCGUCUGUCAGCCCUCUACGCAAAAAAACGCAAUGGCUCUAGGGGAUCAAGGGUGGCGUCGGGCCGCAUCACCAAAUAUCGGGCUUAA